ACACACAGAAACAUCCUUGUGGCCUUUGCUUGCACAACACAAAAGAAGCGCCAAAGAAUUUGGAUCCAAUACUCGGUCCCAUUAUCUUCCUUCCACCCAACCCAACCAAUUUGAAGGCCACAAAGCAUAACUGAACUCUCUCUCUCUCUCUCACACACACAUACACAUCACUUUCACAGUUGGGUAUUUUCGGUUUUCGUUUCUCCUCCUUUGAGCAACAAAUAUUACUUCUGUAAUAUUUGGUAAUUCUACUGUCUCUCUCCCUCUACACAACACACGCGCACACACCAACUAUUGUAACUCUCUCUCUCUCUCUCAUUCAUCUACGGAGGGUUGAUUUUUUCCGUUCUAUUUGUAUGUUUUCCUGAAACCUUUGGUGAAAAUUCAAUUCGAUUGAUGCAAGACCUCUGCAUCCCUUGGUGGGUUUUUGUGGCCAUAUGAAUUUGGUGCAUCCUUAGUGAAUUUAAUGAGAAAUUGAGAUUCUGGGGUUCUUUGUGUACCCAACUAUCCAGAUAAAAAGUGCCUAAUUAUCGAGUUAAGGUGAUAUAAGAACGAUCAUGAAUCGGCUUGCAAGUUCUGCACGUCUCAUGAUAGUUUCAGAUCUUGACCUUACGAUGGUGGAUCAUCAUGACUCUGAGAACCUUUCCCUGCUUAGGUUUAAUGCCUUGUGGGAAGCCAAUUAUCGUCAUGAUUCUCUGCUGGUGUUCUCAACUGGAAGAUCACCGACAUUGUACAAACAGUUGAGGAAAGAGAAGCCGAUGCUAACUCCAGACAUAACCAUAAUGUCUGUAGGAACUGAGAUAACAUAUGGUAAUUCAAUGGUGCCAGAUGAUGGAUGGGUUGAAUUCUUAAAUCAGAAAUGGGACAAGAAUAUAGUUGUUGAGGAAACAAGAAAAUUUUCUGAACUUACUCUUCAGUCAGAAACGGAGCAACGACCACACAAGGUUAGCUUCUAUGUUCAGAAAGACAAGGCACAGGAAGUAAUGAAGGCUCUGUCUGAGCGUUUAGAAAAACGUGGGCUGGAUGCUAAAAUAAUUUACAGUGGAGGGAUGGAUUUAGAUAUAUUGCCACAAGGUGCUGGUAAAGGGAAAGCUCUUGCUUAUCUCCUUGAAAAGUUUAAGACUGAGGACAAAUUGCCUCAUAACACUCUUGUUUGUGGUGACUCUGGUAACGAUGCUGAACUAUUUAGCAUUCCAGAUGUAUAUGGUGUCAUGGUCAGUAAUGCGCAGGAAGAAUUAUUGCAGUGGCAUACUGCAAAUGCUAAAGAUAACCCAAAAAUAAUUCAUGCGAGUGAAAGGUGUGCGGCGGGUAUUAUACAAGCCAUUGGUCACUUUGGCCUGGGUCCAAAUACAUCUCCUAGAGAUGUCACAGACUUGUCAGACUCUAAGUUGGAGAACUUCGAUCCUGCUUAUGAAGUAGUGAAGUAUUACUUGUUUUUCGAGAGAUGGAGGCGUGCAGAAGUCGAGAAUUCUGAACUAUUUGUGGCAAAUCUGAAAGCAGUUUCUUAUCCCUCUGGUGUUUUUGUCCACCCAUCUGGUGUUGAGCAAUCUCUGCAUGAGUGCAUUGAUUCAUUGAGGAGAUGCUAUGGAGACAAACAAGGAAAACAAUUUCGGGUUUGGGUUGAUCAGGUUUUACCUGAACAGAUUUGUUCAGAUGCAUGGCUAGUUCGGUUCAAGAAGUGGGAACUAUCUGGUGAAGAGUGGCAGUGUUGCAUGACCACGGCUUUAUUAAGUUCCAAGGAUGUGAGUGUGGUAGAAGGGCUCACUUGGGUACAUGUGCAUCAGACAUGGUUAAACGGAGCAGGGCCAAUCGACCAUACAACCUGGGUCUGCUAGACGUGACUCCCAAUCCAGCCCGACUUUGAAGAUCCAGCAUCUUAAUCUCUUUUUUUCUCCUAGAAUAAAUGUUUAAUACACAUAUUAUACUAUUGAUCCAUUCUAGAUGGCUUGUUAAUUACAUUACACAUAUUUCUUAUAAAGCAGAAAAUAAUUUCCCGUUCAUCUAUGUGUCUGUG
Molecule: messenger RNA, 2014 nt
Organism: Ilex paraguariensis (yerba mate)
Lineage: Eukaryota; Viridiplantae; Streptophyta; Magnoliopsida; Aquifoliales; Aquifoliaceae
Source: the annotation of a GenBank genome assembly